AGUCCAAAAGAAAAUGGGGUUUGGUGUAAAUCUGGGGGUGUAAUGUUAUCAUAUAUCACGCUACCUCGUAAAACCGACACUGAAGCCUGCCGGACAACAAAUCACAGGUCAAAAUUAUGAGCUCUUCGUAUUAUGUGAAUGCGCUUUUUAGCAAAUAUACGGCGGGGGCUUCUCUUUUCCAAAAUGCGGAGCCUACUUCUUGCUCCUUUGCAAGCAACUCCCAGAGAAGCGGCUAUGGACCAGGCGCGGGUGCCUUCGCCUCCUCCAUGCCCGGCUUGUACAAUGUGAACAGUACCAUAUAUCAAAGCCCGUUCUCUUCCGGAUACAGCCUGGGCUCUGAUGCCUACAACCUGCAUUGUUCCUCUUUUGAUCAGAACAUUCCCGUCCUCUGCAAUGACCUAACCAAACCCAGCUGUGAGAAAGCGGAGGAAAGCAACCUGCACAACCAGGCUGAGGCUAAUUUCCGGAUAUACCCCUGGAUGAGGUCUUCAGGUAGGGGCGAGCGGGGCUGGAGCUGUGGCAGCCAGGCAAAGCGUGUCGCCAAAAUUACUGUCAGCACAGCCUCGAUGGUUUUAAUUAUAGCCGAGGCGCCAUUGCGUAGAAAGCCCGUGGCAUUCGUCGAGUUUAUUUGCGCUUUUUGCUGCAGAAACGCGGAGAGUUGGCUGCGUGCUCGCAGAGCCCCCUCGGGUCCCGAUAGGAAGCGAGGGCGCCAGACCUACACCCGCUACCAGACCCUGGAGCUGGAGAAGGAAUUCCACUUCAAUCGCUAUCUGACUCGGCGGCGGCGGAUAGAGAUCGCCCAUGCCCUCUGCCUGACGGAGCGGCAGAUCAAGAUCUGGUUCCAGAACCGGCGGAUGAAGUGGAAGAAGGAGCACAAGGAGGAGAGUUCCAGCACUCCGGCUCCCAACGAGCCCACGUCAGCAGCAGCGUCUGUGGAGAAAGUGGAAGAAGAUGAGGAAGAGGAGGACUAGGGAGUCCCAGUCGAGGAAGCAAUCUCUUAGAAUAACGUAUGCACGUGACAGCUGUAAAAGCUCCCUUUAAAGAGAGAAAGAAAGAAAAAAAAAAGAGAGAGAGAGACACUCACUGUUUUUAUUAAAAAAAAAAAAAAUAGUAAUCAGUUCCCUUUAGUUCUGCCUCGCAAGCGGGCGUUUGCAAACAUGAAAACGUCUCUUGGGUUGGACUUCCAGCCCUCUCUCCCCUCUCCCGUCCUCCCCAAACCUGCCCCGUGGUAGCGUAUCCUGAGGGCAUCCUACAAUCAUUUGAGUUUUCGUUCGCCCGCUCUCGGGUGGGUUUCUCCUGGGGACGUUUCGGUGGGAGGACUGCUGCUUGCACAUAAAGUACACCGUGACCUUCCGAAGUAACUACCUGACUCAAUAGUCCCAAUCGCGUUGUAAGGGGAAAAGUGCAUUAGGCUCGCAUUAAGAAAAAAAAAAACUACCUAAUUUUGAAGAAGUAGCUCUGCACUUUUCUUUUUUUCUUUUUCCUUUAUCUUUUAAUUAUUGUUAGCAAAGUACCGUAACUAACAGCUACACUAACAAAAGGUAACACAGCAAGCGAAGGGGGGGGGGGGAAGAUGUGCCACAAACCACUACAAUCCACAGCAAUGAGUCGUACUACCUAUUUUUCAGACUACCUAUAUAUCUUGCUCCGCCUACCUAUCUUCGAAAGUAUGCUGUAUUUUAGUAGUCAGAAGAAGAUAACGUACUAAUGUGAAUUGCAAAAUGCUUUUAGACACGUAAGCGCAGUCGUUCGAAAAGCACGCAUCCGUAGCUUUGGUAUAGAAUUUGGUACCGUAAAGGCUGAAUAUAUUUAAAAUGAAAAUAAUAUAUUUAUUCCAAAGCAAUUAUUAAUGAAAACCAUAUGCUGCAAUAUAUCUCUGUCCGCGAACCUUUACUCUCCGGAGUGAGGGAGCGGACGCACACGCCAAUAUUGUAUAAAGCGGUUUAAUAUCUACCGUGGGCUUCUACCUUAGGCUGCCUCCGCUCAAGGCCGUUUCCUUAUCCUGGGUUGAUCUUACUCAAUAUAGCUGAAAGUGUUCUUGGCAAAGCGAAUUUAAACGACCAUGUAACCGCCUUUCAAAUAUCUGUUCGUCCUGACGAUCCCAACGUGUUAAUACGUAAUACCGUGAAUUUUCCUAAGAUAGCAGAUAUUGUAUAUUUGAACGAUUUUUUUUUUUUCUCUUUGUCAUUUAUAUUUGUCUCGGAGCUCAUUUGUAAGACCACGUCAUAAAUUGGGAAGUAUGUAAUUAAUUGGGAAACUUUGUCGCAUGACGUAUCGUUCAGAUCUCUGUAUAAAUCCGUCUCGAAGGUUUGGCUAAAGUUUAUUCAAACAACUGUAUGUUACGAUGUGUUUCGAUGUGUUCGUUGUGAACAUUUGGAUAUGCCGUGUAAGUAUUGGAAGUGGAGAAAAAAAAGAAAAUGUCUGUGAACUCUCUUUGGAAGUGAUCCCGUGUUCAAGUAUCCCCCACGAUAAAUGUGUUCUAUGUCACACGGAAAAUAAAGAUGCUUGUUGACAAUUAA
Gallus gallus (chicken) is the source of this 2519-nucleotide messenger RNA. It is a transcript of the gene HOXA7, whose product is annotated as homeobox A7. Gene Ontology annotation, biological process: regulation of transcription by RNA polymerase II; anterior/posterior pattern specification. Gene Ontology annotation, molecular function: RNA polymerase II cis-regulatory region sequence-specific DNA binding; DNA-binding transcription factor activity, RNA polymerase II-specific. Gene Ontology annotation, cellular component: nucleus. NCBI's taxonomy places the organism in Eukaryota, Metazoa, Chordata, Aves, Galliformes, Phasianidae. The record is from RefSeq and is a predicted model, not a curated record. The transcript has 3 exons. Bases 117 to 971 code for a protein of 284 amino acids.